UUGGGGCUCGGUGCCAUGGCCAGGAGCAGCUCCCUGAACGUCCGGGUGGUGGAGGGCCGGGCACUGCCCGCCAAGGAUGUGUCCGGAAGCAGCGACCCCUACUGCAUCAUCAAGGUGGACGACGAGGUGGUGGCCAGGACAGCGACAGUGUGGCGGAGCCUGACCCCCUUCUGGGGGGAGGAGUACACGGUGCAUCUCCCGCAGGACUUCCACCAUUUGGCCUUCUACGUGCUGGACGAAGAUGCAGUGGGGCAUGAUGACAUUAUUGGCAAGAUCUCGCUGAGCAAGGAGGACAUCACAGCUGACCCCCGAGGGAUCGACAGCUGGAUCAACCUGAGCCGAGUGGACCCCGACGCCGAGGUGCAAGGUGAGAUCUACCUGGCCCUGCAGUUCAAGGAGGAUGCCUGCGGCCGCUGCCUUCACUGCCACGUGCUCCAGGCCAGAGACCUGGCACCCCGAGAUAUCUCUGGCACCUCCGACCCUUUCGCCCGCGUGUUCUGGGGCAGCCAGAGCCUGGAGACGUCGAUCAUCAAGAAGACGCGCUUCCCGCACUGGGACGAGGUGCUGGAGUUGCGGGAGCUGCCGGGGAGCCCCACCCCACUGAGAGUGGAGCUUUGGGAUUGGGACAUGGUGGGCAAGAAUGACUUCCUGGGCAUGGUGGAGUUCACCCCGAAAGACCUGCAGCGACAGCCCCAGGGCUGGUUCCGCCUGCUGCCCUUCCCUGGGACUGAAGACACCCGGGGGACCCUGGGCGCCCUGCGCCUGAAGGUGCGUCUCACUGAGGACCGUGUCCUUCCCUCUCAGCACUACCAGCCGCUUCUCCAGCUGCUCGUGGAGUCGGUGCUGCGGCCAGCAGAGGAGGACGUGGCCAGCCCCCUGGCUGUGCUAGAGGAGCUGACUCUGGGGGAUUGUCGCCAGGAUCUCGCCACCAAGCUGGUGAAGCUCUUUCUGGGCCGAGGCCUGGCCGUGCCUUUCCUGGACUACCUCACCCGGAGGGAGGUGGCCCGGACCACUGACCCCAACACCCUCUUCCGCUCCAACUCGCUGGCCUCCAAGUCUAUGGAGCAAUUCAUGAAGCUGGUGGGCAUGCCUUAUCUGCACGAGGUCUUGCGGCCCGUGGUCACCCGCGUCUUUGAGGAGAAGCGAUACGUGGAGCUGGACCCCUGCAAGGUGGACGUGAGCCGUGCUCGGAGAGUCUCCUUCAAGGGUGCCCCCUCGGAGGAGCAGGUGCGCGAAGCCAGCCUGGGGCUGUUGACUGGCUACCUGGGGCCGCUCAUGGACGCCAUGGUGGAAUCCUCGGAGCACUGCCCACUCGCCAUGCGCUUGGUCUUCAAGAAGCUGCAGCAGUGCGUGGAGAAGCGCUUCCCUCAGGAAGAGCACAAGCAGGAUGUGAAGUACCUGGCCAUCAGCGGCUUCCUUUUCCUGCGGUUCUUUGCCCCUGCCAUCCUCACCCCAAAGCUGUUUGACCUGCGGGACCAGCAUGCGGAUCCCCAGACCAGCCGCUCACUUUUGCUACUGGCCAAGGCAGUGCAGAACAUUGGCAAUCUGGGCCAGCAGCUGGGCCAGGGCAAGGAGCUGUGGAUGGCCCCCCUGCACCCCUUCCUGCUGCAGAGUAUUGCACGUGUGCGGGACUUCCUGGACCAGCUGGUGGACGUAGUUGGCGAACAAGAGGCUGGGACCCCUGCCCGCACUGUGGUGCCUGCCUCGGUGAUCCUCCGGGAAGGUCCCCUACUCAAGCGCAGGGACGAAGCCACCAGCCUGACUGCACGCUUCGCCUUCAAGAAACGCUACUUCUGGCUCAGUGGGGAGACCUUGUCCUAUUCCAAAAGUCCGGAGUGGCAGACGCGGUGCUCCAUCCCGGUGGGCGACAUCUGCGCCGUGGAGCGCGUGGACGCGGGCGCCUUCCAGCUGCCGCACGUGAUGCAGGUGGUGACGCGGGACGGCGCGGGGACGCUGCGCACCGUCUACCUGCAGUGCAAGAACGUGAACGAGCUCAACCAGUGGCUGUCGGCGCUGCGCAAGGCCAGCGCCCCCAACCCGGCCAAGCUGGCCGCCUGCCACCCCGGCGCCUUCCGCGCGGCGCGCUGGACCUGCUGCCUCCGGGCCGACCGUGCGGCGGCUGGGUGCAGCCGCACGCACUCGGCCGUCACGCUGGGAGACUGGAGUGACCCCCUGGACCCGGACGCGGAGACCCAGAUGGUUUAUCGGCAGCUGCUCCUGGGGCGCGACCAGCUCAGGAUGAAGUUCCUGGCGGAUCCCAGCCUGGAGAACCGGGAGGACUCGGAACCUGGCGAGGACCAGGGGGCCCACCCUGAUGCCCUGGGCAGGCAGAGAGAGGCGGCCGCCCGCCUGCUAGAGGUACUUGCAGACCUGGAUCGAGCCCAUGAGGAAUUUCAGCAACGGGAACAGGAACGAGUGACGGCGACCCUCAGCUUCUUGGGGUCCUGA
Suncus etruscus (white-toothed pygmy shrew) is the source of this 2448-nucleotide messenger RNA. It is a transcript of the gene RASAL1, whose product is annotated as RAS protein activator like 1. The transcript is spliced from 22 exons. The record is from RefSeq and is a predicted model, not a curated record. The coding region runs from base 16 to 2448 and encodes 810 amino acids. Lineage: Eukaryota; Metazoa; Chordata; Mammalia; Eulipotyphla; Soricidae. Gene Ontology annotation, biological process: intracellular signal transduction; regulation of GTPase activity.